CAGGAAGAGAGUGAAAUCAAAAGCGACAGCAGGAGGAUUAGCACAGAAACCAGUUAAGAAACUAACUUUUGUAUGUUAUUCAGACUGUUAAAAGUUGUCAAUUAGAGAACUGAGACUUCUUAACACAGAAGAGUACGCCUGAACGUCGGCCCGACGCUAUUUUAUAGUCCAGAUUCGCAUGUUUGCAGUGUUUUUCCUGUUUGUUAGCCUGACUAACGGACGUUAGCCUUUAGCUUACAGCCUCGCGAGGCUGGAGUUUUGAGUUCUCGCUGCUGCCGGGAAGACAAGGGGAUGGUGUGUCCUGUGAACCUGCAGAGCUGGGUGUUUCUCUGGUGAGGAGGACAGAUGUUUGCGGCUGACCGUGAGGACCGGACCUUUCCGCCGCGAGGGGCCUGGACUGGGAGAGACCUUGAACGCCACCUAUGAAGCGGAUAAGGUACCUGUUUUAUUUUAGCUCCAUUGAGCAAAGGGACAAUAAGUUUUUGGCAUAGACUGUAUGUACAAUGGAAGCCGUCUGCUUCCUUGCUGGGUGAAGCCACUCCGAGAACAGCACCCUCUGGUGACGGGCUGCAGUAAAGGUCAUAAAUCCAGCUUCCUCCAGCAAUCCCUAUGGAGUUUUGGACAAACUUUAGAAAUCUAUUACACAGAAUAUACCUCCAUAUGAAUUUCUGUCUGUUACAUAAACAUAAAAAAACUCCUCACUGGAGCUGAAAAUAAAAGCUCCAACAUUUUUCUCAGGUUCUUGAAGCCAGUGUGUUAAAGACAGGGGCACUCUUGGGGUGCUGUAGUCUUUCAGUAGUUAUGAACUUUUUCCACAUGUAGUAAGUUUUUGUUCAAAAGUGCAAAAUUAAACAUGUCUGGAUUUUACACCAAGUUCAGGGUAUUUCAGUGUUCCACAGGACUUCAACUACAUCUGAUUUUCUUGGUGGUUUUCCCUUGAACCACAGCUCCCUCCAACAAAUUCCUUGGCUCUGCUCCUGGUUGACAGUUGUUCUCUUAUUAACUCAAGCAGCAGGAGUAUUGGGUGUCGCUUGUGUAAUGUUUUCAGUUUGUGUUGAAGUUACGUGACGUCUGGAAGUGGGAAUCUGCAGAAACACGAGCGCUCGGGGCAAGUGAAGCCGAGGAAGCGGACAAAUUGAAGGACAAGUGACUGAUAAAUAAUUUCUGGAGACAGACCGAGGUCUAAGUGGGGGAAAUAAGACACCCUCUGGAGUUAACUGGAUCACUUAGAGUAAAUAUUGAAAAAAGCUGGCUCAGAGAUGAUCAUGGAUGUAGUAGGACGUGGUUAGGUUCGAAUACAGUGAGCAACUGAGCAAGGCAGGGAUGUUUCACCGCUGCAGUGCUCAUUAUAAUCUCAAUUGAAGUCACCUUUACCGAGACACCAGUGCGUCAGAGGUUUUGUGCAGCGGUUUUACAUUCGUGUUUUUUCCCUGCGCGCUCCUGCUUCACCUGCACGUCUUUCAUACUGUUGUCUUUAGCUGCACACAAACAUCCUCCCACACAGAACUGUAAUUCAAGGCCAGAGCACAUUCACAUGCAGACAGCAGAUAAACGACAGGACAAUGAAUUUAACCUCUCCUGCUUUAAAUACAUUUUUGUCGGUUAAAUGUUACAAACCCAGCUGAUACACCCAAAAAGUGGUCUUGUAUGAAACCAAAUCAAGCGUCCCAUCUGUUCCCUUUAGAACGAGACACAAAAUAAUCAAAUCUAGAUCUUUCAAGUGUCCUAUUUUUAGUCCUUUUUGCUCUCAGUUCAGCUCCUCACAUGGCCGCCCUUCUAUUAAGCAUAAUGAAUAACAUAAACGGCACCAAAACAGACAGUUCUCUUUUUUUGUUUUUUUUGGUUGGGUCUUAAAAUAUCCUGAACUCUUCAGUUUGGAGAGCUUGGCUCCCAUUGACGUGGUGAAUGUUUGUGCUCUGCAGAUGCCUGCAGACUGUGACAUGGCCAGUGGGUGGACUUAACAAGGAAGCAAAUGACUAAGCCUUAAACAUCAGGGGUGAUGAUGAAAAACGGGGCCACAUGAAUAUGUUAAUGGCAGCAGCUGGACAUGUGGGCUGAAAAGACAGGGUGUGUAGGUUGGCGUGCGUGUCUUUUUUUUAUUAUUCUUAUUCAAUGCAACAAAACAUGCAAAUCCUGUAAAGGGAAAAAAAACUCUGCGGCUGAGUUGUGGCUGUGAUAGAGGAAACAUAUUCACUGUAGUCUUUGGUCUAUUUUCAUUUCCAUUAGAGUCAGAUACUCUAAAAGCUGCCUCCACAUACUCUGGCUUGUCAACAUUUUUCUUUAGGCUCCGUGUUCCAAGGUUUUUCAGAGGACAAAGAGAUAUUCAUAGACAUAACCAGAGGAACUAGAUCCCCUGGUCUCUCUGUUAUAAACCAGGCAGAAUAAGCUCAGUGAAUAUUUUAGAAGUUUAAUGUUUAUAGCAGUCCUGGAGGAAAUAUUUAGAUAUUUGCCCCAGUAGAAGUACGAACACAGCACUGCUGGAUCUCAGUAGGAUUUAAGAAAGUCCUUUAACUUCACUCAUAUAUCUUUAUUUCAUAUCUAAAGUCCUGUGAGGAGUUUGUAACUGUCAGUGAAAUGCAAAUUUAAAGCAAAAUAAAAGCAAACAGGACCAUCUAUGAAAGGUAGAUUUUAAUGUCUGAAGCCUGUGUGAGGGGUCAGCUCUCAGAACAGACACUCGACAGCCUGUUGAAAAAACAGCCUUUCAAAUAUUCACAAUGAGUCACACAUUUCAGUGUUUACAGAAAACGGUGAGGUUUUAUUUAUUUAUUCAUUGAGUUAGAAAUACAAACAAGGCAAAAUCAGGUCCACAGCUGACAUUUCGUAUCAGCUGCUGAGUCUUUUUCUCAUGCAUGUAAUUGCAUCUGAUUGAGUGUAGCUGGUAUAUGAGUGAGGGCACCUUGCAGGGGUGUAUUUGGAGACCAUCUUUGAGGACUCUCAUCCGGUUUGUCCCCAUAGUGAUUUGUUUGAGUUCCCACUAUAAACUCACCACAAAUGUUUGUAAACCCUGAUGAAGGCCUCUGUGGCUGAAACCUGUUGGCUUUUUUAAUAGAGCCACUGUACUAAAGACUUUUAAAACGUUUCUUUUGUCACUACUUUUUCUGUUUGGGGUUCCUGGUGUGAUGCUGAAAUUUUUUGCAGUUCCCCAGUUUGACCACAAGAGGGAGACAUUUGUCUUUUUGACGGAUUUUUCAGUUUUAAAGUUGGUUGUGUAAGUGUUCGGAUUUAAAUCCUUCUUCUACUGCUUUCUGAUGAAUAAAUUAUGAUCUGUGGGUGAAAUAAUAAAAAAGUAAUUCAGUAAUUAUGACUAAAAGCUUAGAUAUGAAACUCAGCUAAAAGUUCAAAAUAGAUAUGAUUAAGCGUUGACUUUUUCCGGGGAAUUUUAACUACAUUACAUGUACAAUGAAAUUGAUGGACUAUUACUAUGUGUAAAAAUACUUCAUUAAUAAUUGAUUUCACAUUUUAAUUUUUGUAGAAAAAGCCGAAUACCUCUCAAUACUCUUCAAGUUGUACAAAACCAUUUCUCCCAAGUUAACACAAUGAUGUAAAAGUUUACAAAUACAAAUAAAGAGAUAUAAUAACAUCUAAAUUAGGCUCUUGCAUUAAAGUUUAUGGAUGUAGUGUGACUUUGUGAUUAGAAGGGGUUUUUUUAAAGCUGAUUUAAAGGCUCAUUUUGCGCCAUAAACUCUGUAUACUGUGUAUUCAGAGUAUCAGGAUAUUAAAUAUUAUCAGUAAAAGAAAAAAAAUCCUCAAACUUGGAGGUCUGCUGUUGUUUUGACAUGACAUGAAUUAUAAAAAUGUGAUUUAUUUAUUUCUCAUUUUCCAGAAAUUCAGGAUUAUUUUCUGCGUGAAUUUUCGCAUGCUGACAGUACGUGCUUUGUCCUUGCUCAGGGCACCCAGAGGUGAUUUGCUUCAUAAAUGAUGGCGUCCGGUCUGCUUUGCUGCACAUGGCAGCAGUUUGUUCUAAUGGUUUCCCUCAGAACGAGGAGUGCAGCCAUGAAGGUUUGCAUUGCAAUACGGGAAGCAGUUGCUGAAGCAGUCACCCCGCACAGUUUCACCCAGGUGUGGUAUCGCUCAUAUGCCAUUAGGCUCAUUAAUAGAGCCAUUCAGGAGAUUAGAGAGGAGGACGCCAGCAGGGGAGGCAUUUCAUUGGCGUAACAGCGCAGACAUAAAACUCAUCAGACUGAUCUAAAUCGCAGGAAUGAUGGCAGACUUGGUUUUGAUGCAAACAGAAACAAAACAGUUACACAAACUGGAACAUGACGCUCUGUUUUAAAGUCACCAUAACACAGCAAACAUCCUGUAUGAGUAAGUGUGGAGCAGGUUAAAGGUCGAAUUGGCAGCCUUUCAUGGGCCGCUUUAUUUUUACAACCUUGUCUGUGCAGAAACUUCAGGAAAACUUAAAGUCUGCUCUGUAGAUGUGCAAACUUCAGUAUCCAUUAUUGAAAAAAUAGUGUAACUCCUUUUUUGAGGUGUUUUUUGUGUGGCAGAGGCAGCCCCAGGGUCAGGCUGAAAACCUGGUUUUAGUUGACCUAAAGUCACCAGCCUCGUCUCUCACCCCCACUAAGAACCUUAUCAGAGCCAAACCCUUUAUGGACCAUCACCUCGUAAUCCCGCAACUUUACUGCCCUCGCUGUGCGCUGCUGUCAAGGAUAAGGUAAUCAGCUUAUCAUAAAGACAUGAUUUAUAAAACUUGUAUGCAAUAGGGGUAUCUAAGUGGUUCUUUGAUAUCUUUGAAAGACUUAACCACGGUUUAAGACGACUUUGCUCUCUAUGUAAAGAAAAGACGAGACACAAGACUCUCUUUGAAUCAGAUGAUUUGUUUCUUGUCUUCGGCACGACAGUCUGAAAAUCAAACCUCUCCAUGUUCCCCAUCCUGCGCUCGUACCUGAGUGAGCAGCGUAAGGAAGCAGGAGGGUGAGACUUGUUUCGGUACUUUUCUUGCCUUAUCUCAGAUCAUAUCCCUGCACUCUGAGGCAUGUGAUGUUGAGCAAUGGGGUCAUAAAGCAGGGCAACUCUUUAUGAGAGGGACUGUGAAACUCUGGCUUCACUGAUUUGGCUCUGUGGCUGCAGGGGGGCUUCAAAAUAGAAGAAGUGCACAUCACAGUUUGUCCUUUUAUUAACAUCUUCAGAGUGAAAGAAUUUAAUGGAUAAACAAUUUUGUGAGCCAAAUCAUCACCUUAGAGGAAAACAUCUCUUUUAAUACAUUUUCACUGUGACUCACUAAAAUGACUUGAUUGUAUAAAAGUCAGUGAAGUGAUUGAUUACGUUACAUUAGGUUUAGUUGAGUGAUAUGUUGUAGAGUUUGAUUUUCUUAGAUUUAGUGUAGCUCAGAUAGGUUUUGGUUUGUGUAGUUUAAACACUUGGUUACAUCUCUUAAGUUUAAUGGGUCUUGUUUAUUCUAUUAGUUUUGAGCUUAGUGUAAAUUGAGUUUAGUUUACUGUAUAUGAGCUGAGUUGAGCUGUGUUUAAUCAAGUUAAGUUUCAUUGAGUCUAGUUUAGUCUGCUUUACCAAAUUAUUUAUAGUUUGGUGUCAUGUAAAGUGGUGUAAAUUAUGAUGUUUGGUUUGGUUUAAGUAAUUUUAGAUUAGUUAAAUUUGGUUCAGUAUUGUUUGGUUGUAUGUAGUUAAAAGAGUGUAGUAGAGUAGAAGGUUGAAAAGGUUGAUUUUGUUUGGUUUAGUUCGAUCAGUCUAGUCUAGUGUAGCUAAGUUUAGUUACUGAGGCUUCGUCAAGUACAGUUUAGAUUAAGUCAGUUUGGAUUAAUUACGGUAGUAGAAUAGUUAAGUUAAAUAGAGUUUAGCUAAGUCUAGUUUAGUUAAGUUAAGUGAAAUUGUGUCUAGUUUAGGUCAGUGGAGCGCGGUCUAGUCAAGUCUAGUUGUAAGACUGGUUAAGUCUAGUUCCACCUUUAGUUACAUUCAGAUAUGUCAAAAUUGUCUAGUUUCCUGGUUUAAUUUAUGUAAAAACCUACUUUAGUUUAAAGUAAAACCUGUUUUAGUUUAGUUUACAGUAGUUUUGUUUUGACAAGUUAAGUUUAGUUUAGUAUAGUUCACUUUAAAUCAGUUUAUUCUCCUUAAGUCAAGUCUACUUUAACUGACAGUAGUUAAAUUACAUUUUUAAAUUAGUUUAGUUUGGUUUAGCACUCUCAUUUUUGCCAAUCUUGAUCAGAAUUUGGCUUUUUGUCAGAUUUAGUGUGGCUCAGCUUUUUGAGUUUUGUCUUGUUAAGUUUAUGUGAGUUUCUCUUCGAAAAAUUUAAAGAGUCUGCAGGUGCCUGAAUUUGUCUUAGGCUUACUUUAACUCUGGAUGUUUCAGCUUAGCCUCAUUUUCCACAGCUGUGGUCUCAGUCCAGGUUUUCGGGGGUCAGCUGGAGUUGAUCCAGUUCACAGCAGAGCAGUGCAGGUGCUGUCAGACAGGUAACUGAUGGCUGUGGAUUGCCCUGCCUGAAUUUUAAAGCUGUUAUAAAAGUGACUUUUUUAUUUGAUUGCUGUUGGAUCUUGCUGGCCCUGACUUUAUUCAAGGUCUGUUUGAAGACAAUGCAAAAAGCCAAAGGACACGGGUGUGGGUAUGUGUGUCUGAGGGGGUCAUGCAGGGGUUUGGUCAGGGAGGUCAGUGGGGGGUGGGAGUUCGGGAAGUCGCACAGGUAGGGGACACUGAUGCAGGCAGUGUGGGACUGUGCAACCACCAUGUCUCAAUCUACAAACCCACUCUGCAUGACUGGUCUUGGGCAACAGCUAAUGGCCCCCAAUUACAGUUUCUCUGUCCUCCAGAAAGCAGCCAGUGUGGCGUGACCCUCCAAAUGAGUCUUCUUCCAAAAUACAUUUACAGAUUGUAAAAGCGGGAAAGCCUAGUUUUCUGUUAAUUUUCAUAUAGACGCAGAAUUUCGACUCCAAGAUACUUGAUUUAGAUCUGAUUAAAACCUCUAAGAGAUGUGAGUAUAAAAAAAUGAAAUCUAAAUGUAGAAAUGAUGAACCGACGAAGAAUCUGAGCGUCAGGGUGGGAAAAGAGUCGAGCGAAGGCCCGAGGUGGAAAGGUCAAACUGAUGUUUCACCGCGAAGCAAAGAGAGGGACAUUUUUUUCCAACAGGAUGCCUCCUGUGGUCGGGGUUAAUGUGGUGUUGGAGGGACAGAGAUGUGCGGAUGAAUUAAUUUUAGGGAUGAGCAGAGGAGCGUGGAGACAGAGGGCCAGAGUCCACCGGUGGAGCGAUGGUGGGAGGGAAGCGGUGGGGGGAGUCGGCGGCCUCGGAAAAUGGGUUUCUGAGAGAGAAUCUGAGUGAAAAAUCAAAUCUGCUGCCCCGCUCUUCAAAAGGAAGCAACGUGUGCCGAGCUUGAGUGAUUUCUUUUUGAAGCAAAUGAGAUUUUUGAACCUUGACAAAAAAUUCAGACUUCUUAUAGUCAGAGUCAUGAAACACUAUUAGAUGUAGUCAUGUUAGACUGGAUUAGGGAUGGUCUGAAGGGACUAAUCCCCUUGUUGUUGAAACAUUAAUUAAGACGCUGGAAGGAAAACACGCAAAAAUCAGUCAGAACGGAUUAUUAGGGCAUAAUGGAAGUCUCAACUGACCAGAGGUACAGUCCCUGCCAUGCUGCAGAGGAUGAACCCUCUUAAUCCUCAUGUAGACUUAAUUUUUUCUUCAUGUCCAACAGGAGAUCGAUAUUUUCGAAUUUCAAUUCAGUGUCUUUACAUGUGUUGGGUUAAAUGCUGUGAAAUCUAUUAUUCACGAUCAUGGUCCCCAGAUGAUGAAUCCUAAUGAAUUGGGAGGUUCUGUGACUGUUUCCGUCGCAACAAAUUUCCCACUUUUCACUGCAGUAUUUGAGCAUCUAAUUGAUGGAUUGUCAUGAUUUUUGGAGGACAUUCAAGGUUACCAGAUGAUGAAUCACCUCUAGCACCUCUUGAAAUCUGUUGUCUUGAGUGAUUUGUCAUCGCAGCAUUUGACAGAGACGAUCUCUGGGGGCAAAAUACCUACAAAACCCAUCAGCUCCUGCAAAUGUUAGAUACUUGCUAUGCGAUGGGUUUCAGGUUAAUUUCUGCCUUAUUUUCCUUUAACUGUCUUGGGAGUUUCUCGGGUGCCAUCACCACUUUAGGACCACCAAAGUCGACCACAUAUCCUCACCCAGAUUUGGUAACAUAAACAGGACACAGAGGUUUUAGUUCACCUGCAAAGUGAGUCAUGUCCGAUGACUAAACAAAGUAGGUGCUCGAGACAGUCACAGGAGGACAAGGCAGGCGCUACAGUUGACUGAGUGUGAAGUCUUUCUCUUUACUCAUGAAAUAAUCGAUAACUCUGGUUGCACAUUAGGUGGCACAGAGCCAGGGUGUUAAUUGUUCAAAAACUGACUUAAAUAAGCAAAGUGGGUUCGGAGAAGAUCCUUGGAGGCCUCUCCUAUCAAAGUGCAUGUUUGCUCUAAAAACCGGUUUGCACCUAUGGAAAGAUCUGAGCUUAUCCUUACAAGGUGACCCCUGAUAUGUUUAUGUCUGGGCUGAGAGGCGAUCGUGUCUUAAUUGAUUGAAAAUUUGGAUCAGUUUUUGAGUAUAUCUUUCUGAUCAGGUUACUGUGACUGCAAACUGAAGUAUUUCCCCGGUUAUAAACUUCCUCAGCUCUCCUGACAAUGCUUCCAUUUAGCUCCAAAGCUGCGCGGCCACACCAACAUCGAUCGCAGUAUGAGGUAAAAGGAAAUGUGCUGAUUCCUGGCUCGGCCGGUUACACAUUAACUGUUAACAAAAAAAGAAAUAAAAAGAGCUCACAGACUCCGGCAGAUAACCUGCUACUGCAUUUGUCAACAGCAGGCAAAUAAAUGGACACUAAAGGUCAUUGUUGCUACUGUCACAUUUUCAUGUUAUUGGUAUGUUUAUGACCAAAAUAAAAAUCUAUGGGUGUCAGAUAGUGGAGGGACAGAGAGCAGAUUUCUAUCAUAAAUUUAAGUGUCUUUAAAAUAUCUUUUUGAAGAGGAGGAGAUGGAUUUGAACAACCUUGUAACAGCUCACUUUGGUUUUUAAAGGUGGGUUUGUUUAUGACAGUUCGGCGCAACCGCAGUGAAAACUUCCCUGAGCUUUAACUGGAGCUCAUGUAGUAUUAACAAAACAUAAUAAACACAAAUAUCUUAAAAUGUCUGUGCGUAUGAUUCGAAACAUUUAUUCUAGUUAUAUAGGCUGGCUUUACAGCUUGUGUAUCACCAUAUUAUCGAUUUAAAAUGACAGAACGAGUCAAAAAGCACCAGAAACAAACUUUAAAAGCUGGUUUGAGAGCAUUUAAAAGUCGCCCAAAAUUUAACACCAGUGUUCAAGAGACAAUACAGAAGUUUUAAAAGGAUUGUGUUUAUUUAUUUGUGCUUUAUUAAAUCUCCCCACCACACAUUCAUUCACUCAUUCAUUAACACACUGACGGCAGAGGCUGCUACACUUAACUAAACCCAUUCACAGACUUCUGGCACAGGACCGGGAAUCAAACCUUCUACCUCUGGGCCACAACCACUCCUUUUUUACAGAGAGAUUAACAAUGUGAAAAAUAACUUCUGACAGUUUGGUGUCACAAAUGUUCAUUCAUUUAUUAAAAGUAAAUAUCUAAUAGAGAGAGAGUUUUAGGUUUGUAUUAUAAUUGAACGUAUUAUUUUGUAUGUGCUUCUGAAAUGAGGUGGAAUAACAUUUGAACCACUUUCUAUCCCUUAAAACAUUUGUUAAACCAGGAAUUACCUUUUAUUAUUUAUUAGCUGAACUUAACCCUCUUGAUUUAAAACGAUCAUUAAAAAAUCUAGUUAUGAAAAGUUAAUAUCUAGAUGUGUACAUUUUGCUGUGGUGUUGUGAAACAGUGUGUGAUGCAGGCGCUGACAGUCAGCGUGUUUGUUCUGCAGCUCUCUCUCAGAACGUUCCACCUCGCUCUGACUGUUAACGGCAGGUGUGCAUGCCUCUGCAUUAAUCAGGCUGCUGUGAACCUGCCGUUUAAUCGCAGAGGAAGCCGAGCAGGUAAUUACUUCUGAAUCUUUAAGUGCGCAGACAAGGAGAAAGAAAAACACAUGGAGACAUGGAGGGUGGGGGGUCACGUCACAUGGGUACACCUUGGCCCCUGAGGGAUCCAAUCAGUCGUCUAUCAAUACUGGCAUCGAUCUAUAAGAAUAAACUCGAAGUUUUAUUUAAAUGGGGAAAAAAAAGCCAGUUCCUCUUUAUUGAGUAAACUCGUAGCACUGCAGGUGUAUUUAAAGUGCAUUAUUCCACAAAACAGGUCUGACAGUUAAUCAGAGAUGAAUAAUUUAACUACCAAACAUACAUGUAACUAUCACUUAAAAUAUCACACAUUUAUACUUUACCUAACAAACCAUAUAAAAGCAGUGAUCUGCACUUGAAAAGUGGCAUCACCUGACCUAAAUAAACGAAUAACUUGGUUAGAAGAGAAUCAAAAAGCUCAUUAUGGAUCAGUGAACUCUGACUGAUCAGGUCAUUUGCAGAGGUAUCAGUCAGGAGUGUUUUAUUGGCACACCUUUAAGAGAUAACCGCAGUGAUGUCAUAUAUGUGUCUGCAGAACACAAAGUUAAAGUUAAAUGAAAUUUCUGAACCAAAAAGCCGUCACUAGAAGUCACUUUUUAAAGAUUUGUUAAAGAUCCUCUGAGGAACAUUUAGUUUGUGUUGAAUUUGUGGCAUUCCCUGUGACGACGAAGUUGUAACUCUUCUCCUCGCAGAUUUUGUCUUGUGUAUUUGUUUGUUGUGUACUCUGAAUAAAAUAUCAAUAAUUCAGUCUUUUCUACAGGCUUGAUCUGGUUUUGUUGCUAAAAGAUAUAAAUAUGCUGUGAUUCAGAUCUCUUACUUAAUCUGUAUUAGAGAGACUUUUAAAUUCUUAUACUUAGUUUGUCUCAAUAGGAUUUAUAUAGGGAUGUUUCAAUGUACCAAUAUUGAGGGUCACUGUUUUCAAUACAUUAAAAUAUUGAUAUCAUGCUAGAAUAAGCACAUAAAGUCAUAACAAUGGUCCUUCUUAAUGGUUACCUCGUCUCUUUUAACAAAGUAGUAGAUGAAGAAGAAGUAGCGGACUGCUAGCAAGCUAUCUGUAUCAGCCCUUUGAGGACGAUUAGGCACAAUCAAAAACUGAGUUUCUGAGAUACAUUAUUAUUUAUUUUAGUGUAUUUACUAAACUUUGCUGCCACUUUACAUUAUAUAAAAGCUUAAAACAAUAACAGUUUUUAAGUUCUGGUCAAUAUGAAAUGGUAAAAGGUCACGUCCCAAGCUGGGGGUCCACUCUACAUGUCAAAAAAUGACCCCAAUUUGCAAGGAUUUUUUCAAUCUAGAGCACAAUGAGUUCACCGAGCUUUUGUUUCACCUGGAACAAAGUAAAUAUCAGAUAACAACAUUCCAGUCUCCUUUCUAAAUGCUAAAUAAAGAGACUUAUCAUGCCGUAAUUCAUCACAAACUCUUCCUUGUAGGCGUGUGUUUGACUUCCCGCUGAGUACAGCAGCUAACGGCUCUGAUCCGAUUCUCUCUUGUUCUGUUCUCAGGAGAUUUAUUGCACACUGACACACCUUCCAUGGAGCUGGCACAGUUUGUCUGCGCACAACAAGGUCAGAGGUGACGCAGUGUGAGGAUGUGUGUUUGAACAAUGUAAGCUGUGUGCCGCGCAGCAAAUGCAAUAAAGCCCUCGAAUAAGGACGAAAGACAACAGCGGUUUUGCCUGAGAUGUUCAGUCUUACCUGCAUGAUCUUUACAGACGUUUGCCUCGUUUCUGCUCACUAGGUGUCAGCAGUGAGUCCAACCUGAGGAAGCCACAGCCUCACAGGCCUUACUUUUUCUCCCUCAGACCACAGGAGUCCUCUGUUCAGAUGACUUUAACACAGAACUAUGCAAACUGGAGCACUGGUAUGGAACUGCAAGACAGAGCUUCAGCAUCAUGGAGCUCAUGAGCUGCAGUCAGAGUCAUGCAAAUCCAGAGUUCAUCAGUGAAACAGUCACUAAUACAUAACUAAGGGAAAAACUAAGAGCGUUUUUAUAAUCUGCACAUUAAAGGGUAAAUUUGGAUAAUGUUUGUGCUUUCAGGAAGAUGAAACCCGAAGGUCCUGACCCUAACCAAACGCUCUUCCUGCUAAAAUUGACUAAACAGCUCGUUUUUUGUUUUGCGGUAAUCUUCUCAUCAUGCAUCACUGCGUCUGUGCGUGUUUGGCUCAUUAACUUUUUCCUGAGUCGAUUUGUUUGACGGUGAAGCUGCUGUCAACUGUUUUGUCUCCAAACUGUGUCUAAAAGAUGUUUCAUUACGGCUCAAAUCUGACAUAUAAACUGGAAUUGAUGUCUCAGUGGGAAUAUUAUCAGCCUCAUUGAUAAAAAACAAUCAUCUUCUUAUUCUUGAAUUUCUUACGGUUCCUGUAACUUUUGGAAUGUGCUGACUUUGAUGCCAAGCAGGACCCCCCUCUAAAUUAAUCUUCUACACUAACAUUGUCACCGUCAGAUCUUUCAACAGCUAAAUGCAUCACAAAUUAAGGAUUUCUGCCUUGGAAGAUGAGAGGAAAAAAAACAGCUUUGGUAAAUUCCCUGAAAUUGUCUUGUCUGACAUCUUCCCAGCGAUUAACGAUAAAAAUACAGGACUCUUGAGUUGGAAAUGGUCUCUUUGCCUUUGUAAAGCAUGAAGUGACAUCAGUAUUAAUGAGUGCUUUUCAUGAUCAGAUAAAAUCUCUCCAUCUAUAGCAUAACGAUUUGUGUGUGUGCAACUAUUAUAAACACUUUGCCAUCAUUGAUUGAAAACCCAACAAAAAAAGUGAAAAAUAACACAAUGUAAAGGUUAAAGCUCCAAUGAGGAACUUUCACUUAAUAUUGAUUUUGGCGCCCUCUGUGGACAAAGCAUUCUGUGCUUAAGGUGUCUUUUUCAUACUUAAGUGGUCUCUUGUGACAAAAAAUUGAAAACUGUAAAAGUCUGGCUUUUUCUUCAUUUUGCACCAGUUUUACACUUUGAAAAUAACAGUUUAAACAUAGUCAGUCUUGUACCUUUUUUUUUUUUACUACUUUAUUGCAAGGCUUCUUUCUUUCACAAACAUAGUCAGGCUUUCAUUUUACAAUAUUAUACCUUACAUUUUUUUUUUUUUUUUUUUUUUUUUUUUUUUUAAAGUCUUGUACCUGAUGGUCCUGUUUUCUUUUGAUUACCAUGAAAAAGACUCAGUAUAAAUUUCAGUCUAUUUCAGACAUUUUUAAAAACUCCCUACAGUAGCUUUAAUAACAGAAGUUGUUUUUUUAACCCUGUUAGAUCGUACAGCAGACGAAAGACAGGACAUAUGAGGAGCAUGGGAAUACAACAAAGUCACCUCUACAGAGAAGACUGAGGCCUCUUUAACUUUAAAACCAAACUGUGUGAUUUUUUUAAGUCCAAAGAGACUCUUCAUGGUUUAUCAUAUUGUAUUAUUUUUGAAUUUUGCCUGUUUUAUUUUUCUUCAUUCUCACACAUUCUGAUUUCCCCCCCCGUCCUCUUUUCUUGUUUCAGUGAAUGCCAUAGAGAUGCAGGUCUGUCUCCAUCUGUGCACCCUGAUUAAGUGGCUUCGAUUCCUGGGUCAAUAUUGACCCCCAGCAUGCAGGAGAGAGGAGCAGCAGCAGCAGCAGCUGGGAGGUGGAGGAGAGCAUCAUAACCUGUGCUUUAAAUCAUGCAGUGGUCCUGAACCGGCUGAAAACUAAGAAAAAAUAACUUUGUCCACACCGAAUGAAUGAAUGAAUGAGAAGAUUUGGUUUGAUUUGACAAGAUACACAUGUGAGGGCAGCUUGACUCAGACCUGUGGGAGUGACAGACUCCUGAGUUUAGGAGGUGAGUAUGAUGUAAGGGGUCGUGCUGCCCUGAAGAACAAAAUCCAGCAUCUGUGUAUCUUCUGUCAUGUCUGAACUUCUUAUAACUUUGUAUAAAAAAAACUUGAUUUGUAUCAGAUGGAAAAACCCAAAUCGGUUUUGUCUGUUUGGUGGUGCUUAACGGCUGAAAAGUACCUUACGAAAGAGCGCGUUAAGGUGUAAUCAAACAACUCUGACAGAAAUCAAUUUGCCGUAGCGUGAGUAACGGCCAAACCUCAAAGCUGCUCUGAUCUGACUUGAUCUAACAAAAGAAAAGAAGAGGAAAAAGCUCGAUCCCUGACUACACACACACCUUGUGCAUGAAGGGCAAACAGAGAGAGACUUUUAAGUCUUUGGCCACAGAAACACUCUGUUACACAUGCUCACACACCCUGCUGCGGCGUAUUGACACUGUCUCGGUGACACACGAACCUGCAGCCUCAGGCCUCCCCAGUUCCUCCAGUCUAGGAUCACCCACAGGUCAUGUUUAAAAACCGGGAGGAGUGGAUGGAUGCCAGCGUCUUCCAUCACUUUCCUCUUCCUUAUCCCUGCUUGUAUCAGUCGACUGCAAACAGAAAACUUCCCUCACUCCGUCGUCGUCUUUUUUCAUUUCAGCCAUCCUCCUGUGAUUCAUGGGCGUGUUGAUGAAAUCUUAUUGCUCUGAUAGAGAUCAAAGCUGCAGCUCCAUCUCAUAAAGACAAACUGUGAUGCAAUCAAAGCGAGUGUGGAAAAUUCUGAUCACUGAUGGAUUUAUAGCAGAUAAGCUUGUGAAAGGCAACAUGGAAACAUCCUGUGAUUAUCAUUGAGACACCAGGAGGAUCUGCAUGAUUAAUGAGGUUUUUUAAGGAGAUGGGACAAGACCAAAAAUGUCAAGUUUUAAGGCAAUUAUGUCAAACUGAAGUACGUUUUCACCAACAGCAGGGUUUAGCUAAAGCUGUCUCUCGUCUUUAGAAGAGGAGCCGAGCGGUUGGAGAGUUCAGACCGGGGGUAAGGUCCAGCUCAGUCUGUGGAACGGGACAUGGCUUCUUCCUCCUGAAUCUCACGCACACACCGAGUAGCCCUUGCCCUUUUUAUUUCACUCUUUCCAAAUGUUCCGGUCCUGUGCACGGAGCGGGCCGUGGGGUGAGAAGCGAGAGGUCAGGAGAGGUUAGUGAAGACACUGAAAAGCAGCCAAGCACACCUUGAGAAAACACAUGAGUACUCACAGAGUGUCCCAGACUGGAAGUGUAGAAGUGACCCUCCAAACAGGAUGGCACUGGCUGGAUCCAGCUCCUGAACUUGUACCCAUAGAAUAACGAAGACUACACAUGCUAAAUACACAAAAUAUAGAUAACUACGAUGCAUCGCCUUACUCAUACGAUACAUCUGAAACAUUUAGUCCCUCCUCCGAUGAGAAGCACAAAGACUACUGAAGAAAUAUUUAGUCAAAACUUCAUCUUUUGGUGUUUAUUAAAGUUUAUGAAUUUAGAAACGAUGACUGAAUGAACCUUGUGGUUUAUCUGUUGAACCAAAUAUAAUCUGAACAUUGUCGUUGGUGUGGAAAUGGAAAUAAGAUGCAAAUUUUAUGAAGCUAUUCUGAAAUAUAGACAACAAUGUUAUUAUGACUUAGAGAUAAAGCACUCCUUCAUUUCAAUAUCUUACUGUGUAAUCAAUAGAUGUGAUGUUAGACUUUGUAGUCGAGCUUUUGGUAAAAUAGAUAAUAGCCAAUAAAGUGUGGAGAAGUGCCCAUAGCAUAAGUAGACAUGCUGAUGUUUAUUAUUUGGUUCUUGCCUGCUGCUUUUAAAUGGGGACGAAGACAACAGGUUAAUCCUAUGAUAGGAGAGAUCGACAAAAAUAAGUUUGAAAAUAUCAACAUAUCAGAUAUCGGUCAAAAUCUAACAGGUUUAAUCUCCUUUCUUGACACCUAACCCUCAAUAUCAGUAACAGAUCUUCAAAAUACCCACAUAGAAAUAUCAAACUUUGUCACCAACACCCUUGUUCACUGUUACAGGUCAUACAGCAGCAUCAAUAUUAAUUUCAGUUUGUUUCAUAACCAGAAAAGAAACUCCUCUCAGGAGCUUUAAAGUUGUUAAUCUUUAAAAUAUUCCUCACCUAAUGUGUAAUCGGAAAAAGUCAGGGUUUUAAACUUUAACAGCUGGGAUUUGUAGUUUUUAUCUGACUUUCCACCAACAGUUAGAGUCUUAUAUGACUCACAUAUGUAAUGCAUUUAUUAAGAUAGAGUAAUAGACUACAGUAAAGCGUGAAGGCAUUAAAGAAUAACUUUCACAGAUUCAGGGUGUGACUGCAGGUAGAAACAGUCACAGGUAAGACCGUCACAGCCUCAGGAUGCUCCCUGUUCCCGGUUGCUCAACCUGUGAGUGACAGUGUAACGGGCAGCGCAUGUUCCUCGCCACACUCCACUGCACAGGUCGCUUUCACAACCGGCCCGAUGCUCCAUGUACUGGAUCAACUGUUUUUGCUGCUUGUUAUUAUUUGUUGUUAAUGGUUGACCGAUUUGCAACAGAGACAUGUGAAAUGUACGAACUUGAAAUGUGGCAAUACAUGCUUUUCGUGUGUGUAUGUGCGUGGAAAUUUUUCUUGUCUUUGCAACUUUUUCUUGGCUUGAAUUCGAAGAUUUUCUGUCACACUCCGAUCAUAUGAUUGUGACUUGAAUUUCCUUUAUUUACCUCUGCACAGGAAUCACUUUGAAUCCAAUAUCUCACUCUUUAACGUUAACCCUUUGCUGCUCUUUGGCUUUGUGAAACGGCGUGGUAUCAGACAUUUUAAUCUGUUAUUAAGAAAAUCAAUCAGCUUCUCGGGGCCCUGAAAACUGACACCUGAGUCAUUAACUUGUCAGCAGAAAUGAGGGAUCUGCAGACAGACUGUAAUUUAUCAGUUUCCUUUGGGUUAUUACCUCCACACACACCACGCAGCAUCUGGCACCUCAGAACACACCUGAGCGAAGUGCAGAAAGGUGGACAUGAGAAGAGCCUCAUUUUAGAGAUUAAAGCAGAUUUUCACAAAUGUUGGUCUUUGUUAUCGAUUACAGUUUAUGCAUAUGAGCACUCUGCAGGUGAUCGUUAAAGACCCGACUGAACUUUUUCAUGUUUUAUCUCUGACUGAUCUGUAGAUUGGACAUUUCAGUUGUUUCAACCAUACUUAAAAUUCAUUGGAGUGUUUUCCAUGAGGCCAUUGUGCUACAGACAGUCUCACUGUGUCGUGCUAUUAAGUUUAGGGUAACCCUGCAUAUUACUAAUGAUCAACCACAUUGAUACUACACUGGCUGAUUACAAGUCUGACCAAUAAUUGGCUAAGUUAUUGUUGCAAACCAUCAUACAGAUCCACACGGUGGCUUCUGUGCGCACGGUGGGUUUGUUUACAUCAGAUUUGGGGUUGAUAUUUGCCCUUUGUAAUAAUAAUUGAAAAGCAGAUUAAAGAAUAUUUUUAUGUAAUAACCUAGAAAAUUCUGGAUUCAAGACUUGACUGAGUAGGCAAUUUAAGUAAAGUGUAUGCAAACGUCACAGUUCUGGAUGGAAGGUUAAGACAGUCUUAUCUGUGAAGCUUGAAGUAAGUGUAGGGAUCACGUUUUGAAUUAAUGUGAAAUUUUGUGUUUUCUGUCUGUCAUUAUAAUGCAAUUUGGGUUUUAAUAUUUUAGCAUUUUACCUAGAAGGCACGUUAACAUGCACUUCAACCAUUUGGUGACAGUAAAAUCCAACUCUGAGCGUGAAAAUCCCUUGAUAUCAGAUAGUCAACAGGGCAAAACAACUUUUAUUUAUCAUUAUGAGGAGACCAAGUAAUACUAAGUCUUAUAUUUUUCCCUUUAUAUUCAUGUGUUUUAAGAAGUAGUCAUUGUGUUGCAGGUGGAAAUCAAAGGUUAGGCCUGAAUUCAACUCAAAUAAAUGUUGCAUAAUAAAAAAAAAUCCACUUUUUUUACCCUUAUAAUCUGUGCUAAACUGACAGAAACUACACUUCAGCCCAUUAACAGCGAACUGCACCUGCACCCUAUUCUCACCUGAACCACUGUCACUGUUUAAAAGAGGAUAAACACCCAAAUUCUGCUUUAUUACUGCUUUAUUUACAGACAUGCAGUGAAACAAAGGCGUAAAAAUAAACAUCCCUAAAAUACGUACUCUGCUUCCUCUUUAAUGAUUAAGUGUUUGACAAAGACUGAGUGAAUUUAGGGUUUAUUUAUGUUUCUCUUUUUACAUUUUAAAAGUCAGAUAAAGUUCAGGCAUUUGAUAUGGCAGUGUAAGGAGCCUUUUGAGAAACUUUCAGUGAAUUUAGUCUGUUUAUAUUUUUAAAACUCUGGGUAUUGGUUGAUUUUUAUUGGUCAUAUUAACAGAAACUUAAAAACCAUCCUACUACAAAAGGCCAAAAUUAGGCUGACACUAACAUAAUGAAGCACAAUAAAGGACACAAACAGCUGAAUUAAUGAGGACAAUCACCUCAUUAACACCUGCAUGAUUAUCCCUUUAAAAGGACCCCUACAUUAAAGUGAGUAAAAGUCAAAUAUCGUGAUUAAACAGUUUGUUCACUGAAGGAUUCAACAUGCAUUAAAAAAUAAAGGUAUCUAGAGAUGUGAAUGUAUGCAGAUCGCCCUUCUUAAAAGUCUUUAUGGCAUAUACAACAGAGUCCAAAGUCCAUGAAAGUUGAGCUGAUAAGGGGAGCCAAUAAAAGCAGCAGUGCAGCAGUGUAAACACAUGUCUCUUUGGGCCCAGAGCAGGGCCUUAUUCUGCGGAUUUACAUAAGGCAGCCGGCCCACUCAUUAUCAUGUUUUAUAUCCCCCUGCUCUCACAAAGCAUCAUGGCAAAGUAGCUCCAUCCUCCCCGUCUAAAGGGAAGUGGCUUCACGGAGCAGGUGUUAGCAGCAGAAAACUCCAGAAACACAUGAGCACACAAGAAGAGGAAGGAGAAGAAGAGAGGAACUUUAUUUUGACUUUUUUUUAAUCUCACCACCUCCCUCCAUUCUCCCUCUCCCCUCCCAGCAGGCCUAUGUUGUAUUUUUGAUGUUCUCUAAAAUGGUAUCCAAGCUGACAUCCCUUCAGCAGGAGCUCCUCAGCGCCCUGCUGGACUCUGGAGUUACCAAAGAUGUCCUGAUCCAGGCCCUGGACGACAUGGACCCGAGUCCGCCGGGAUUUGGAGUAAAACUGGAAAAUCUGCCCCUGUCGCCUAAUCCGCCUCAGAAGAUGAACGGAGCGGACGCCGUGGACUCCAAGCCCGUCUUCCACACGCUCACCAACGGACACAGUAAGGGCAAACUGUCCGGGGACGAAGGCUCCGAGGACGGGGACGACUACGACACGCCGCCGAUACUGAAGGAGCUCCAGUCACUGAACACGGAGGAGGCCGCCGAGCAGAGGGCGGAGGUGGAGCGCAUGUUGGCGUGAGUGGAUCUACAUUUAUUAUAUUUAAAAAGUGUAAAAAAAAAAGAAGAAAAUAGUUAAAAUAAUUGGUGCCAUGAGAUGGAGGCGAAACAAGCGCUGACACAUUGAGAAGACUUUCUAAAUUCGGGUCAUCUCAAAACUUUAAAAACAAUAAGAAAAUAAGUUUUUAAAAGUAAAAUACGAACUUUUACAAAUCUAAAACUCUUUACCUUUUUUGUUUACAGUUUUAAAUUAACCCGCCACGACACUGUUUUCACAUUCUGGUUACUAAUUAUCCACAUGGAUUAUUAUUUCUUUACCUUAGUCGCGAAAUAUCAGCUGAACCGAGAUCGAGGCUAUUUAUUAUUAACUUUACUCCACCUCUUCACGAUAAAAUCCUGCAAAGGCUACAUGAGGAGAAAGUGAAGUGGGGAAAACUUGGUCAGCAAAUUUAGGACAAAAAUUUAAGAGUUUUUGUUGAUUAAAAUAAAUUUCAGUAUAGUUUAAUUUUAAUUUUCCGAUUUUUACGCGUCCGUGAAUACACCAUUAAACCAACCUGACAUUAUUGACAUUUCCAAUCUUCUCAGUUUACCGUAAAACUAAUAAAUGAGACUUUUACACAAGCGGGAGAAAAUCAAAACUAACCCACGUGUAGUUAAGUUAUUAUUAAUUUUAUUCUAUAAAUCAUCAACUGAAAGAUACACAGUGGCGUGUGAUUAGAGUGAAUGGAGAUCUGGUUAUUCAUUGUCAAAAGUUAUAAACUAACAUCUCCCACUUAACCCGCAGACUGAGAUGCAGGCCUCCACAUUCUCCAAAACAAACAGACGUGUAGAGAUUUGCUAUAAUUACCGGUGUCACUGUGUCUGGGCCUCUGAUCUGUAGGCUGGAGGUUUUAUUUUACCGCAGACUUCAUUUUUAUUAUGACUGGAGAAAUACUGAUAGGAAUAAAAAUGAGUGAGGGAGUGAAACAGGUAAGGACAUGCACGUUUUGAAUGCUUCAUUUUAAAAUAAGGUCAGAAUUUAAGUGGUUAAAAUAACUUGUGAAAUACUCAUUUUGACUGAUGUCACAUUUCUUCAAUUUAACCAAUUUUUUUUAUGAGUAGCCCAAUCAUUUAAAGAAAAUUAAACUUAUUUAUCUAUUUAAUAUUUAAGUUCCAUGUCAUUUUUUUUUCCUACUUGAAGUUUAAUGCAAAUUAUUAUGUUGUUUCAAUCAUCCUAAAUUAACUUAAGUAUUGUCAAGGUUAAAUUUAACAUGGUAGCCUACUUUGGGUCCAUUUCAUUGAGGUUUUAGUGUGACAUUUCUGCUUUAAAUUUACUGAAUAAUUAAACAUGGUAGCCUAUUUUUGGUUCCGUUUCAUUAAAGUUUUAGUGCAACAUUUCUGCUUUAAAUUCACUGAAGUAUCACCAGGGGUUAAUUUAACAUCACAGCCUAUUUAGGGUCUGUUUCAUGAAGGUUUUAGUGCAACAUUUCUGUUUUAAAUGUCCUGAUUUGCAGACUGAAUCAUGUGUUAAAGUUACGAAUACUAAGUCCAAGUUUCCCAACCGGCCUGGAUCCACUUGAACUAACCUUUGAAAAUAUUUACAGCCUAUUGAACAGGCUACAGUGAUAAACAGGCUGUCUGUGAGGCGACUUUUUUACAGUACAGCCCCUUUAAACUUGAGGCCUUGACAAACAAAUUAAGAUAAAAUAACUAUAUUUUUAUACUCUUCAUAUGUAUUUUUAAAAAUCUUUUAACAUUGAGAAUUUUUUAAAAUCCCCUCCUGAGAGUACUUACUUAAGUUUAUUUGCGUGGCAUGAACUAAAAACUUUUAUUUCCACUAUAAAAUGUGUGUAAAGGUUGGUUUUGCUUUUUACUACUUCCCUGUUAAAGCUGCACGUAGUUCAGCAGUGGUUUGAUUGUGUUUUCUGCUCCUGUGUUUUUCAUCUGAACCCAGAGAGGAUCCAUGGCGCGCUGCCCGUAUGAUCAAAGGUUACAUGCAGCAGCACAACAUCCCCCAACGGGAGGUGGUGGACAUCACGGGGCUGAACCAGUCUCACCUCUCGCAGCACCUCAACAAAGGCACGCCCAUGAAAACACAGAAACGAGCGGCUCUCUACACCUGGUAUGUCAGGAAACAGCGGGAAAUUCUCCGACGUAAGUUAAUAUUUGAGUUUCUCACAGCUUGGCCUCGGCCUGUGGUGUGUAGUUGGCAGCGACGUGGUGUUUUAUUUUGGUUUCUGACUUGCAGGCAUGAGUUGGAAAAGACCAUGACAUUUUAAGUUGCCAUAAUAAAUAAUCAAGAAAACAACUUAAACUAAAAAAUGAAAACACACUUUAUUGUUUCUGGUUUUCAUGUUUCUGUUUUUGGUGGAAAAGUUAUUAAAUGUGCUUUUUCUUAUUUUGCAGAGUUCAACCAGGCUGUUCAAGGUUCUGGCAGCAUAAUGACAGACAAAGGCAAUCAGGAUCCGGUGUUUUUUUUCCCAGAGUUCAACCCGUCUGGUCAGGGCAUGGGUCAGCCCGGUGACGAGGUCGGUAGCGAACCAUCCAGCAAGAAAAUGAGACGUAACCGAUUCAAAUGGGGGCCCGCGUCCCAGCAAAUCCUGUACCAGGCCUAUGAGAGGCAGAAGAACCCCAGCAAGGAGGAGCGGGAAGCUUUGGUGGAGGAGUGUAACAGGUAGAAAAUCAAUCUCCCUCCCUCCUUCACCGUUCGAGUGAAAAAGUUCCCAAACCCUAAAGUUUGACCUUCUGUUCCCUGCAGAGCUGAGUGUCUCCAAAGAGGAGUCUCCCCCUCCAAAGCUCAGGGGCUCGGCUCUAAUCUGGUCACCGAAGUGCGAGUCUAUAACUGGUUCGCCAACCGGCGCAAAGAGGAAGCCUUCAGGCAGAAGUUAGCCAUGGACGCCAUCUCAGGUCCGCCUCACAGCCUCAACCCUCUGCUGUCACACAGCUCGCCGCAUCAUCCCCAGACCAGUGCGUCACCUCCAAGUAAGAUCCCUUGCUCUGCUCUACAUUCAGCAUUAUAGAAAUCAAACAUAUUUUAUUAUAAGGGCAGGAAACUCUUCUUAAAACAUUUAACAAACUGGGAAUUUAUCAUGCUUUACAUCCACCCCUCCUGUAUUUAGACUAUUUUGUAAACUCUUCUCUUAUGUUAACAAAAUUACACAAAUUAGGGGAUACGAAGAUUUAUAAGUCUGAAGUGUUUAACUCCAAACUUUUUUAAAAAACCCAAAGUUUUCGUUCCUGUUGCAUGAAAAUCCUGUCAGAGAGCGUUACAAGCACAGCUGAUGUGAUCAGAGCGGCAGAGAAAGACGGGCCAAGUGAUCAAUGAGCGUGAGUGAGUGAGCUGAGCAAAUGCCAUUGUUAUUCGGAUCUCAGAAAACACACUGAGAACAAUCCGCAUUGUACCUGCAAUCUCCACUCCAAAGUCAGCUUGGAGAAGCAUGACACAAAGGGCAGCGAUCCUGUGACAGGCCAGGGUCGGGCCAGGGUCAGGGAGGGGGGACAGACACCUCCAGAUUAGCUCGACAUAACGCCGUCAUUUCCACAUUUCCUCCUCCCUCGCUUGUUGCUAAUGACUCCACUCAGAGAGUCGCCAAAACAAGGAAACGCUGCGUGCUAUUGCUCUGACCAUUUCACCCUGACCUGAUGUUUGCAUUUGGGGUAAUUAGUAUUGACUGAGCCUACCUGGUAUAUACGACAUAAAAACAAAGCUGAUAGGCCUCACAGUGCAUUAUCCUCCGCCACGCCAUCACUCACCCGCCAUAAAACCAUGAUUUGAGAGCCUAUUGUUGUCCUCUCGUGUUCAGACACGAGGCGAGCUUUGAAGGGAAAACAAACUGUUUGCCUUGGCUUGCUCUUUUACCUUUGGAUAAACUGGUCCCGCUAGUGGAUUGCCUAUUUGCUUUUUUUUUUUCGUUGCUCAGAACACCUGACCAGGCAUUGACCUCAGGUUGCAAAGCCAGAGAGGUCAGCGAUAAGGUUGCAGAAGGGAAGGGUCGCCGAGGCCCCCCCCCCCCCCCCUUCAGCUAGCUGCUUACAAGGUGUCCUGCUGGCAUCCUGCCGACAGCAUCAGCUGUUUUUCAGUGUCAGCCCCCAGUCUGACAAUAAUAUCCCAGCAGGGCGUCUCAUUGCGUUGCCAGGGCACGGCCUGUAUUAUGCAUGCUUAAUGGACAAUUAAAAUCCUUUGCUACUACAUCUCCCAGGCCUUUGAUAAGGGGCUCCUCUGACUUCUCCUCUCUAUACUCCUCCUCAGCAGGAGGCCCUAUUGUCUGUGGUGUAUUAGAAGACUGCAGUGACUGUAACCUAGGUUCAUUUAUCUCUGCUGGGCCUUGAGGAGGCCUGAGUUUAAAGCCUCCCCCGUCACCUUUAUGGGCACCAGUAUAGUUGCAGAGGCUGGGUGCAGACUUGGAGCAGCAGGAGCUGUCCGCUGAAGUAUUGGCUCCUUUCUGGCCAGACAGGACUGAUGACCCCUUCUUCGCCUAUAGAGAAAGCGAGUCACCCCCCUCCUCCUCUCUAAACCACCGCUGCACCCUCAGUCACAGGAGAGAGGGUCACUACUAGGUCAGAUCAAAGAAACUCUUCUUACUUUGGGAGUUUUUAUUGAUUUUGCUUCGGUUCGUUGGCCAGCCGGUCACAACUGGAUAGACAGUCAAACAGUGUGAUGCACAGUUUGGGCGGUGACCCUUUUUUUUUUUUUCUUUCUCUCUUUUUUUUUUACAUUUGGAAAUGAAACUGAUUUGAAGCAGGUUACUAAGUCUGUUAUAGCAGGUGGAUGUGAGCAUGCACCUGUGUUUUCCUACACAAUAUUUGCCUACCGUUCUUCCUCCAAUAACAUUAGCUUAGCUCUAGUAAUCCAUCUCACUUGGAGUAGUGAUGUUGAAAAAGCUUAUUUGUUGUGCUUGACUGUGGAAUGCACUGUACUCAAUGAGGAUGCUGGAGUAAUUCUGUCAUUAAAUCUGCUUUAUUUUUAGAUUUCAAGGGAAAACUAUAUCAAUUUAAAUCAACAAAAACUUUUUAAAAGUAAGAUUUUAACCAAACCAAAGAGUAUGUUGUAGUCUCGACAAAUGAGGAUAUUGGUUUUAAACCUUUUUCAUACAAAAAUCGGGGUUUAGUGGGGGAUUAUUGUCAAUUUUUAUAGUUAUAGAAGUUUAUAAAAGUUAGAAACUCCUCAGUUAAACUUUGAGAGACUCAACGAGAUAAAACUUAAAAAUCCAGAUUUAUUCACAACGUUUUGAAGUGUGGAAAACUUGUAGAUGCUGUGUCUUUAACAUGUUGUGCUAGAGCCAUCAUGCAGCCACAGUUAGGGAAAUGAGAGCUGUGUGGCACUGCGAGGUGCAGGUGUGUGUUAGUGAAGCAGAGGGACAGAGUGAGCGUGGACAGAGGGACAACAUAUCUUGAUAAUAACAAUAGCCAGUCCUGACAGUGAGAGAUAUUGGUCCAUAUCCUAAUAAAUUAUGAGUUUUAAGUUUAAUAAAUGCAUGUUCUGCGAUGUUAUAUCAGUCAAAAAUGGCGUGAUUAAGAUCUUUCCCACGGUUGAGUUUUUGCCUCAUAGUUUUUUUUUUUUUUUUUUUUUAAUAGAAAUUUGGAAAUAUUUCAGGUACUUUUACCAAAGUUGUCAAAAGUAAUCCCUCUUCCAUCGCUCUACGUUUUGGCACCGUUAAAUUAAACAGUUGCUGAGCUACAUCCUUUCGCAUUAAAUAAAACUAGCAGACUCAGAAGUUCCAGAUCGGAUACAGUGGUAGGGGGCGUUAUUUUGUGGGAGGCGUCACCCCAGGCCAACUAGGAAACAACCCACGAACCCUAACUCUGCACUUUCCACUGCUCUGUAUCUCCCAGAGAGCCACAAAGAAGAGGCUGGAUACGUCCUGCAGAGACCCAGGAGGUCUGUUAUAUGCAGUGGAAGUACAAUGAGCGCUGCCUGGGGUUGGGUAGGCAGGCUUUGAUAUUACAUGGGUCACACAGAGAGCGGGAGCCUUUUAAACCUGCUGAAGAUCCUUGCUGCCACCUCCCUCCUGAAGUUCUCGCCCUCCCCCCUGCUCUUUGGUCUUUGGUGAACUAUGGAUCAGCCCUUUUUCCGCUGUAUCAGAACUUAAAAAAUAUCACUUUAAGCGUGAACUUGGUGAAGUUUUGCUCUUGGAAGUCCUCGAGGUCCCCUGCAGUUAGAAUUACUGCCGAGGUCAAAGAAACUGUCUUGAAUAGCAUCUUUCCGCCCUCGAACACUUUAAGAGGUCGCCAAGCACCGAGAUAACUGCCUCUUUAUGAGACCUCCUCUAUUGUGAGGCAAUGGGGGUCAUGAGUCCAAUGGAGUGCUUUAUUGUUCUGCAGCAGUGUUUACAAGGCACAGUGCGGUGUCACAGUGUUGCUACUAUACUCCACAGGACAAUAUGAAUUCUGUGCGCUGAAUAAAAUGGAGGACAGGUACUUAAGGAUCUAAAAUAUGGCAGUGCGGCUUCCUUAUUAAGUCGUAGCUCAACUUAUUUUGGGGGAUUGUUUGGAAAUGAUUGAUUUGGAAUUCAAGAUCUCCACAAACAUCCUGCUCCAGUUUCCAUCAGUGACAAGAAAUCAAUGCUCUCCUCUCCGGUCACAUUCAGUGUCAGAACCUCUCCCUCAUUUUUAUCUCAAAACGGCUGAAGUAUAUCAGGGCCUCCUGUCAUGUCCGACCGGCUUCAGGAGGGCGUUCAGGCUGUCACACCUGGGUCAGGGACGGAGAUGGGCGAUCUGAGCGCAAACAGAGUCUGUCUCUACACUGUCACUGUGGGAGGGGGGUCUGUGUGCGUGUGUGUGCGUCUGUGUGAGGCUGAGACCACAGGAUAAGAAUGUGUUUGACAUUGUUUGUAAUUGUGUAAUGUUUAUUCUGUUGGUAUCAGAGAGGGCCUGCAUCAGCAAACAGGCAUCUGAUUGUUGGUUGCGGUGGGGUGAAGCAUUCCUGUGGGCCUCCAGUGAGAGACGAGGAGAAGUCUGGACUUGAGAUUAAGCGAUGGCACUUUACAAUUUAAAAAGUUCUUAUUCUCCGCUGCGAAGGAUUCAAAUUUCUUUUAUUUUUAUAAAGCAAAAAUUACAACACCAUGUACAUGCACUUUUCAGAUCUAUAAGCACAUUGGUUCUUUGCCCAGAGGAGAUAUUUAGGAAGAAUAUUACCGCUUUAGGAUGAGGAAUAAUCAUAUGUGGAAAAACUUUUGAUUUGAUUUUUAAAACCUUUUAAAAUCCAGCGGCCCACACCCCUCCUGCUGCAAUAAAAACCCCCACUACAGUUCAAAUCCAAACACAUAACACCCAUAAAGAUCCACUUAAAAUCUACAUAGGCUGUGUGAUCUUGCUCAAGUUGUCUGUGAUCCAUCUUACUACGUGAGAGGUCCUUGUGGUGGGACUUCUGGCUUUCUGGGUCCUUUUUGCAACCACAAGCACAGAUUUUCUUCAAUUUUUCCACUUUGAUGUCCAUGCAACCUCAGAUUUACCUCAUAAUUUAUUUAAGAGCAUUAACCCCGAGGCUGUAAGCAGGUCAAUAACAAUAAAAAGACCCGGGAACUUCUUCCACCUGUGGUUAAAACUGAACACUGGUGUAUUGUGAACAAGAGCUCCUAUGAGAGCAUCUGCUGGUACUUUGGCUGCAUAUUCGUACGUGUACAUAGUGCUCGGCCUUGGCUGGGCUGCACAGAUAGCGUCAGUGGCAGCGGCAGUGACGGGUAGGCGUGUUUGUUUGUUCUUGUCCUCUCCUGUCUGAGUCAAAGGAGUAGGUGAGCUGUUUGGGUGGAGUGACUCUGGUGUAGCUGAGUGAAGAAUGAGGCCGACGCUGCUAUCUCUGUGCCCUACAUAACUGUUAGCAGAACAAGUGAAACUAACCUCUCUCUCUCUGUCUCUCUCUCUCUCUCUCUCUCAGUGCGUUACAGCCAAGGCCCCGGUGAGGUCACCUCCUCCACCACCAUCAGUCACCACAGCAGCAGCUCAAUGCCCAGCAGCCAGUCUGUGCUCCAGCAGGUGUCUCCGGGAGGAUUGGACCACAGCCACAGUCUGCUGUCACCUGACGCCAAGAUGGUGAGUGAACACACCUGGGCCCUCACAGCCUCAGAUUAGAUAAGCCCCAGUCUGAGUUUAGCAUAAAGUACAAAGCAGACUCCUGGACCUCUGCUCUCCCAUGGACUCGCUGGCAGCAGCCAACAAUUAGCACAUUGUGCUGCUGUGUUUGGAAGGUGGAGCUGGGGGUGGCAGGCCAUGAUGGCUUCAUCGGAGUGCAUCGAGCAUGUUCAUCGCUCAGCCAAUAAACCUGACAAAGAAACAUUCUGCUUGUAUUGAUUAAAUGCCUCACAGAGAGGAGACUCGGGCUUGUCCUGCCAGAGAAAUGACGCCAACAUUUGAUUAUAUUCAGUGUGUUUUUUUUACUCGGCCUCUGGGUUUCUCCCUUCUGCCCUGGUUCAAUAUUUGAUCAGUGACAAGGAAACCUGAGCAGACCUGUAGCUUUCAGCUGUGUGCAACAACACUUGGGAAGUAAAUCCUAGAAAAGAAAAGCUGUUUAUAGCAGCAGACUUGUUUUCAUUGCUUCUUGUGUUUCAAUGAUGCUGGUAACUCAAGGGUUAAACCACUUAUCCUACCCGGGUCAGAUAAAACACAAAGUCGUGCAACUGAAAUAUCCAAAACUACAGACCUACUUCCCUGUCAGAUCAGCAUACUUCUGUCUUUUGUCGCAGUGUUUAAUGAAAUGACCGCAGCCUGACUGAGCAGCAGGGCCGAGCCAACAGUUAUCUGCAGAUGUGCGUUCGGCCCCUCUGUCCUCUGUGUGCAGCUGCUGUAGUCAAAUAAACACAAACUCAGUUAGAGGGAGGACCCCAGUCCAGAUAGACAUCACUGCACAUACAGGGUUUUUUUUCUCUUUAGGAGUGAGGAUAGAAAAACCAGCAUCUACUCCACAAACUCUUGCUAACAUUAUUUCCUCUGUGCCGUUUGUUUAUCAGUGUUUGCUUGUGUGCUUUGUGCGAGAAGCGUAGUGUUAUUAUCUAGUUUGUUUAGCUGCUCACAUCUGUUCACUUUGAGAAUACCUGAUUUGACAUAACAGCUACGCUCAUAACUUUUUGGAGUUAUUUAAUCUGUUUCUUCACCAUUUCUUGCAGAUUUCUGGUUCAGGUGGAGGACUUCCUCCUGUUAGCACGCUGACAAACAUCCACAGCUCCCAUCACAGCCAUCAGCAGACACAGAACCUCAUCAUGCCUCUAACAGGAGUCAUGGCUAUCGCACAGAGUGAGUCCUCCUCCUCAAAUCCUCUACAGGGCACACUCAGAAAAGAAAGCUGUAGACUAAUCAGGCAUGGUGUGUGACUGUUUUUUUUUUUUUUUUUUUUAAGGUUUAAACACGUCGCAAUCUCAGACGGUGCCGGUGAUCAACAGCGUGGCCGGGAGCCUCGCGGCGCUGCAGCCUGUGCAGUUUUCACAGCAGCUUCACAGCCCCCACCAGCAGAGCCUGAUGCAGCAGUCGCCCAGCCACAUGAGCCAGCAGCCGUUCAUGGCCACAGUCACACACUCACACAGUCAGUAACACACACUUCAACUCCUGUCUUUAUUAUUUUCAUCAUUGUUUCUUGAAACUGAAUGUGUUUGUCCUUUUCUCUCUUUGCAGUGUAUCCUCACAAGCAGGAACCCCCGCAAUAUUCGCACCCGUCACGUUUCCCCUCAGCCAUGGUGGUCACAGACGCCAACAGCAUCAGCACGCUCAGCUCCAUGUCCUCGAGCAAGACGGUGAGUGUUGAACACACAUCCAGUCACUUUUAGGUGCAUGUUUUCACCUCUGUCUGCCACCAUGCAGACGGUCAGUAAAUUCCUGUAAUCAUUAAGGGGGUUCCUGCUCAAAUCAGCUGUUAUUUGAAGGGGUUUUUACACAUUUUUGCUGUAAAAUCCUUGCGGGAAAUCUUUGUCACACUGUGAUUAUCAUGGAUUGAUUUCCAAAGUUCACCCUCACGCUGAUCAAUAAGAGAAACAUUGCACAAUAGCAGCACACACUUUGAUUAGGAACUUGACUGUGACCAGGAGAAGUGCGUGUGUAAUUACUGUGUGUUUAAUUCCUGUCACAUUAGGACGCUCCUGUAAACAAGAUGGUGCAACUCGGGGGUCUCUCCUGGGUAAAUACUGUUUUAUCAGUUCAGUCACACAGAUAAAAUGAGUAAAAAUCACCUCAAAGAGUUUUUCUUUCAGUUCUUUUACAUUUGGAGCUUUUGUUUGGCUCUAAACUAACAAAUGAGACAGAUAUAUGGAUAGUAAACUCCCUUAAAUUUCUAUUUCCUCCUCUUCCGUCUAAUCAAUCACCCGAUCCUUCAGCCUGAACGCCUGUUGAUUAAAGCCGCCUCCUUUCACUUUCCUCUUGCCUCUGCGAUCAGGAAAUGAGCCUAACUGUUAAUCAAACCCUCGUGGCCUCUGUGCUACAGUGAGGCAGCAGAUGAGACAGGAGGGAAGGGGGGUGUUUCUUUUUCCUUUUUUUUUUUUUUUCUUCUUCUAGUAAUUACACCUCUUCCUCUUUCCUACUUCUCCCUGCUCUCGGUGAUCGCUCUUGCCUGAAAUGUCGUCCACGGUGCUUUCACACGCUCAAUUUCCCACGCUGAGGCCGAGCGCUCGCACCGCAGCGUCACUGCUGACGGACUGAUGGGUUGAUGGGAUGGGAGCUCAGAGCGAAACAUGUCCUGCGAGGAGACAGAGAGAGGAAAAUGAAACUAGGCAGUCAGCUAUUUACUGACUCGCUUCGCAAAAAUUAUUCAGUUUUAUGAUGUUUGAGAGAGUAAAAAGAUAGUUUACAUUUAAAAGCUAAAGUAAGAAUAUCUAAGUCUAAUCCACCUGCCGUUAUUUGCUUUAAUAAUUCAUUUAAAAAGUUAUGUCAAAUUUUUUUUACGGGGAAAACUCCUUUAUUAUUAUUUCAUACUUGAGUUUUUUCCAUUUACACCUAAAAAAAACUUAAUUACAACUAAUGUGAAGACAUAUCUUUGUGAAGGUGACAAUAAUUUUUCACUUUGAUUUAAUAUUAUUUUGCAAAAGGGGCUUUUUUAAGGACAUUUUAUAGACUCACAAUGAUAAAAAUCAUUAGUGCUAACUAAAACUGACUGUUAUCUAAAUAAAACACUGCCGUUAGUACAGAUUCACAGACUUUUAAAAUCAAGUGGGCCUCAAGUUUUGCUUUUAACACACAUUAGAGAGCUGUUACCAACAUUAGCUGUAUUCUUUGAUUCUAUCUUGAUUUAUUGUAAGUCAAUAAAAGAAGAUUUUUAUGUUCCAAACAUCGGAAAACAUCUGAAAAAAUACCUGAAAUUUCUCUGUUAUAAUUUAAAAUCCAAAAUGUCUAAUCCAGGAAAUGUAAAACCAAAAUAUUACAGCAAUUUUUGAUUUGAAGAACUUUAUUUACAAAACUCUAGACAAAUUUUCUCAAAGCAUUUUAAAUAAAAAGCUUUUUUUGUGGGGUACAAAGUAAAAUGCAGUUCUUUGAGUCUUCAAGUUAAACUUUUAUGGCAGCAAAUAAAAAGUAAAAAAGCAAUUCUUGCAAAUUCCUAAAAGUAUUCAUGGUUACGAGCACCGGUGUCGUCGGCUCGUGGCCCUUCACCGACUCAGCUUUUUAGCGAGUAAUUAGCCGUCAGGUAUUUUCUUAUCAGGACUUUAUUUGGACGGGAAAGCCUUCUUCUCAUGACUCAAAGCAGCAUGUUGAGGCUUUAUAACACGCAGUGUUUACUGAGAAACCCUCCAUUAUACCUGAGUCUGUUUAAAACUCACCUCUGCUCGCAGCCCUGCGUCUAAUGACUCAGGUCUUAGCUCGGGUCGGCUUUAUCAGGUGAAGCUGUUUGCUGGCCGCAGGGUCACAGCGGGGUCACCUGCCUCCACCCAACGAGACGCAGGAGGAAAAAUAAAUUCCACAAACAAAUCUAAAAAAAGAGAGAGAGUUAGAGCGAGAGAAAGAGAGAGAAAGAGAGAGAGCUUUUCAAUGGAAACGAGCUUCAAGGAGUCAGGAGAAGAGGGAUGAGGAAUGUAUUUGGUCAGGUGUGGCACCUUAAGGUGCUGGGGUGAUGAAUAGCAUUUAUCAGGCGGUGAAAACACAAAUAUAAACACAAGCGGCAAAACUGUGACAGAAAAGGACUCAAACUUUACUCCAUAAAGGAAUGACUGUGUGAUGAGGAAGCAUGGAGGAGUGUAGAGUUUCUUUUCUUUUCCUACUUUUGUUCCUCUGUUGUGUAUGCAAAUACCUCUGCUGGGUGCUUUUUGGGACUCAUGGCAGAGGAAUAUAGUUAUAGAAACUGACCAAAACACUUUGUAUAGAUAUUUGUGAAACAUUGAUUAAAAAUUAUGAUCUAAAACUUGAGCUUAAAUAGAAUAAGUAGAUUCAAAGCACCAAAAACGUCAACAUAAAUAGGCCACUAACUAUUUAGCUCAGACUUUUUUAUUAUUAUUAUAACUAAUGUGUCCAAUGAUUACUAUAUAAUAAUCAAAUUAUGGGUUACUUGAUCUUUUCCUCUAUUUUUUAAGAUGUUAGGUUAUAUAUUUAUAAGAGCUUUUGGUCUUUUAAAGUCAUAUUUUAUGUGAGUGUUUCUAACCUAUUUUAAGUCUUGAGCUGCAAAUAAUGAGUUACUAACAGUUAAAAAAAAGUGUAUUAGGAUUUAAAAGAAAUAUUAGAAAAUGCUGCAGUGCCAUAAAAACUAAUAAUAAGACUAUUUAAUUUUUUUAAAGAUUUUUAAAUAUUAAAUAAGUUUUAGUUUUUAUUAUCAUUUCUGAAAUACUUAAGUUCCUCUUAAAAAUUUAAAUGCAAAUACCAGAAAUAAACAGUAUGAAGUAUUUAAUUAAAUCACUGAUUAUUUGGAUUGAGACACAAAAAAAUCUGUCUUAAAUAAAAGUGCAGCAUUUAUCAUUUUUACACCAUUUAGUUAUAAAAAUGUUUUAGUUAUGUAUAUUUAAAUCAUCUUUUCAUCUCUUACAAAACACCAUGAAAAGAAAACUUCUACAUCCUGAUUCCUAUUAGACUGUGCAGACUUGUGUCUCUGAACAGAUUGUAUUUACUAUUUUAUGUAAAGCUGACUGUGUCUCACAUUUCCCUCCUCUUGUCCUUUCAGUGUCCUCUUCAGGCCUGGUGAGAGCGUCCACCUGACUUCCCCGGUUCCCAGCAACCCAAGCACAUUUUCCACCCCUCUUACAGCGGUAACCAUGGCAACUCUUAAUAACCAGCAGCAGCAUGGCUGGAUGAUGAUGAGUCGGUCAACAAAACUAACAGAGGGGAGGGAGUGACGGCGGUGGGCCAGGUGGCGAAAAAAUUAAAACACGAGGAAGGGGAGGAAAAAAAAAACUCACUGCACCUGAAAGUGAGGAGACUGGACUUCCUCUCUGUGUCGCACACAUAUGAUCAACAAGGACG
Xyrichtys novacula (pearly razorfish) is the source of this 32437-nucleotide messenger RNA. NCBI's taxonomy places the organism in Eukaryota, Metazoa, Chordata, Actinopteri, Labriformes, Labridae. The record is from the annotation of a GenBank genome assembly.